Molecule: messenger RNA, 1113 nt
Organism: Lactuca saligna
Lineage: Eukaryota; Viridiplantae; Streptophyta; Magnoliopsida; Asterales; Asteraceae
Source: the annotation of a GenBank genome assembly
CGAUCUUCGGUAUGUCAUCAUAAUUCACUUUUAAACGAUAACGUGGAUGCUUGAGUAAUCCAUCACGUUUCUUAUAUAUUUAAAUUUAUAUAAAUAAAUAAAUGGUUGUGAUCAGAUUCUGAUCCAUCUAUGGGAGAUCGGAAUCCUUUUCCAGUAACUAUUCUGCAAGGACUGCUACGCCAUUGACGACCAAACUUCCCACCCUUCAAGGGUUUGCUCUCUGAUGCAAAUCUGACGAAGAUGGUGGACGAAAUAGGUGUAUGGAUGACCUGCCCAAUGACCAAAUAUCUUCAAGAUGAGCUCUCAAAACGAUUCAACCUCUUCAAAUCAUGGGAAAUCCCCUCCAAGGUCGACUUCUUCAACCAACACUCCCGUUCAAUCAGAGCACUUGUAGGAAACGGAAUCCAUGGAGCUGACUCCAGCUUAAUCGAGUCGCUUCCACGUCUAGAGAUCAUCUCGAGUCACAGUUCUGGUUUAAACCAGAUUGAUUUAGUAAAAUGCAAAGAAAAGGGGAUCUUCGUCACAUCCACCCCUGAUUCCUUGACCGAUGAAGUCGCUGAUUUGGCUGUAACACUUACUUUGGCGACUCUCAGAAGGAUUUGCGAAGGCGAUAAGUUCGUAAGAAAUGGAUCGUGGAAGCAACGAGACUUCAAAUUGACCACAAAAGUUAGUGGGAAAUCGGUGGGAAUAGUAGGGUUGGGAAGAAUCGGAUCAGCAAUUGCGAAGAGAUUGGAGGGGUUUGGUUGUCAAAUUAAUUACCACUCCAGAUCAAAGAAACCAAAUUCAGAAGCAAAUCAUCACAUAAUCAACCGUGAAGCCAUUGAUGCUUUAGGGCCAAAUGGGUUUCUCAUCAACAUCGCACGAGGAGCUCAUGUUGAUGAACCAGAGCUCGUUUCAGCUCUUGUUGAAGGUAGACUUGGUGGUGCAGGGCUGGAUGUGCUUGAACAUGAACCUGAGGUACCCCAGCAACUCAUUCAUCUUGAUAAUGUAGUUUUAUCACCACAUGUAGGAACUUGCACCCAUGAAACCCGCAAAGCUAUGGCUGAUCUUGUUGUCGCAAAUCUGGUGGCUUACUUCUCUAAUCAGCCAUUGUUAACCCCUGUGUGCUUUUAG